AUGAGACAGGAGAGACAGGAGACGCUGUUCUUCGUCCUCUUUACUACCCGGCUGGCUACCGACCGAGAGCUGGUCGGUUUACUUUGCCAGUCAGAGGAAGUGAUUCUGAUACUGCAGUCAGGCAGGGUUACGAAAGCUACGUCUGCUGUUCGUCCUGAUUCAAGCCAAACAUGCGAGAUCUGCCUCAAGAAACAAACCUUCUUCGCCUCCUUUUUUGCUUCUUCGUCUUCAUCAUCAUCAUCAUCUUCUUCUUCUUAUUCUUAUUCUCGUCUCUUCCGAUCUGCCUCUGCUGCUGCUACGUCGGCUUCGACUUCGACUUCUCCUGACGGCAGCAUUGCUUUGACUGGAACCUGGCUUGCCGUAAUGUAG
Messenger RNA from Trichophyton benhamiae CBS 112371, 369 nucleotides. RefSeq lists its product as uncharacterized. The transcript has a single exon. Lineage: Eukaryota; Fungi; Ascomycota; Eurotiomycetes; Onygenales; Arthrodermataceae. The coding region runs from base 1 to 369 and encodes 122 amino acids. The record is from RefSeq and is a predicted model, not a curated record.